CAAAAACACAAACGCCCACCUAUCACUGCCUCCACUCACUUUCUAUCACAGCAACUCAAGAUGGCGGCAGCUUCCUCCAUCCAGCCGCCGACCGUUCACUCUUUGAACCAGGAAAGUGCAAAUAUCCCGGAUUCUGACAGCCCGGAGAGCCGGCAGGAUGAGGACGCAGCAUCCGAGGGGACCAGUCUCAGAGACUUACCCGAUUUGGAACCGGAGGAAAUUGAGAAGAGGCUAGAGAAAACUCGCCGCGAGCUGAGCAACAGGAGGAAAAUACUCAUUAAAAACCUUCCACAAGAUACAACCAACCAGGAGGUCCAUGAGAUUCUGAGAGAAUACGAGCUCAAGUACUGCUUUGUGGACCGCACCAAAGGGACAGCAUUUGUGACCCUGCUGAACGGUGACCAGGCUCAGGAUGCCAUCCGCUCCCUCCACCAGAGCAUUGUGCGCAGCCGGGACAUCACAGUGCAGCUCCAGCCCACAGACAGUCUGCUCUGCCUCACCAACCUGCCCCACACCUUUACUGCCCAGCAGCUGGAGGACCUAGUCCGUUCCUACGGAAACAUAGAGCGCUGCUUCCUGGUCUACAGCGAGCUCACCGGACACUCCAAGGGCUACGGCUUUGUGGAAUACAUGAAGAAGGACUCAGCGUCGCGGGCGCGGUCGGAGCUACUGGGGCGACCAGAGGGGGACCGUGCGGUCAUGGUCCAAUGGACAGAUGUGAACCAGUUGACUGCGGGUCACCACCUCCACUCUAAGUGCCUCUGUGUGGACCGGCUGCCCCAGGAGUACGACUCAGAAGAGCUGACCCUCCUGUUCUCAGACAGAUACAAACCUGUCUUCUGCCAGCUAGCCCAGGAUGAGGGCAGCCCGGUGCGAGGGUUCGGGGUGGUGGAGUAUGAGAGUGCAGAGCAGGCGGAGGCCAUACUGAUAGAGAUGGACAGAACACUGGUGGGAGGACAGGAGAUCCGUCUCUCUCUCUGCACCCCCGGAACCUCAGGCAGGAGCACAUUGGCAGCGCUCAUUGCUGCUCAGGGUGUGAUGUUGAGUAAUAAGAAGGGCUUACUGCCGGAGCCCAACUUGGCCCAGCUGCUGAACAGCAUGACCAACCCAGCAGCCCUACAGGUCCUCAUGAGGCCUUACCACACUGGCAAACGAGGAGGGAAGUUUGGGCGGCCUCCUAGCCUGUCUCCAUUCCUCAGACCCCCCCUCACAGCAGCCCUGUUCCAACUGGGGAAGGUACAGCAGAGUUCCAUGUUGGGGAACGGUCUGGUGCUUCAGAAUCUAUUGCACAUGCAGCUGGCCCAGCAGCAGCUCCUGCACAUCAAGGACAAGCACAUGAGCAAUGUAUCUAGUCUGUUGGGUGACCCCUCUCGUCUACUUCUACAGAAAGUGCUUGGUCUCAGGCCUCCAGCCCCCAUGGCCCUGGGAAAGGGUCUGCUGGGUGACUCCCCCACUGAGUUAGGUCAGGAGUCCCUGCCAAUGUCCAGUCAGGCCUCAGUGUCGGCAGCGGGCAUGAUGCCCUACCUGCAGGCGCAGACACACCUGGGAACAGCCGUGGGAGGGGAACAGAACGGGGCCUGCAUCUACACCACAGCCUCUGACAGGCAACCAGCCCCUCCUGGGACCAUGGCGAAUGCUCAGGGACAGAGCUACUACUUGGGUCCCCCACCACCUAAAGCUCCAGGGGGCCACCAGCUCGGUCGACACAGCUACAGCAGCACUGAGAGUAGCCCAGCUAGUGGAGCUCCCAGCAGUCAGUUCUCUCUCCUGGGUGAACCCCCUAAAGAGAUGAAGCUACCUUCCAAUCCAUACCUGAAUCUAGCUAGUGUGUUACCUGGCAUGGUGCUGCAAGCCCCGGCGGCCUGUAAAAUGCAGACAGGGCAGCCUCUAGUUGGGGUGUACAGCAGUGCUAUGCCCCCUGUCUCCCAACCCUCCACUUCCCAAACCCCAGCACCCUACAGCACCGAUACCUCUGCAGACUACAGUCACUACAGCCAGGCAUACUCACAGGAGGCUAUGCAGCAGUGGUACCAGCACUACCAAGCCCAGAGCUACAGCACCGACCCACAGGAGAGCCAAGCUAAGGACUAUAGCAAGGAGCACACACAGCAGGCUGUGGCAGCGGCGGUGCCAUCCUAUGGGGAUUACAGCUCCUACAUGCAGGCUGUCAGUCAAUACUAUUGUCAGCCUCCGAUGACCCAGCCACCUCCCCAGGUCUACCAGCACAGAGACCCUACUAAGGAGGCUGAUGUGUGUAAGUCGCUGGGUGUGUCUCUCCAAGCAGUCAGUAACGGCGGUGCCCAGUCGGUGCUGCCCGCCGCGGUCCUGCCAGCCUACAGCACCAUGCCUAUGAUGUCAGGCUUCAUGGCCGCGCCACCUCACGCCACACACCCACCCAGCUCCACCACACACAUCCAGAGUGCCCACGCCACCAAUGAAUGGAACCAGUACUACUACAAUCAGACGACUCGGGGGCAGAAGCGGGAGUACCCUCACUUGGCCGUGCACAAUAUGACAUCAGAGGGGGCGUACGUGGGUCAGCACUCCCAGGGGCUGGGGGGUCAGUACGCUGACUACUUCAAGAAGAAGAGGAUCUAGAGAUGACCUCUGAAACUCUGCACCCUAUCUCCUAAACGAUACAGUACAUACACAGUCUCAGCUUUAGUGUUGUAUGAUGUUGGUAUACACACAGACACACACAAGGCAGACUGACACACACACACUAUGUUGCUUUUGUCCUGUUCAAGCCUUAACUCUUAACUCAGUUGGUGAAAAUGUUUCUUGACUAAUAAUGUACAUUGUUUCUAAUGUAUGUGAGCUGCUUCUGUAUUUUAGGGUCAGUCAGUCUGCCUUGUUGAAGGCCAGUCAGUGUGUAGUCAGGUUUCCCUCUCUCUCUGUUUCUAUCACUCUGUUUCUAAUCUCUCUGUGCGCUUUUCUACAAACGGGGGAAACUGGCCAGUGUUGCAGACAGAGUUGAUUUGAUGACUCACUUUAACUGACGUGUUUUUCUCUUCAGUGUCUUUCUCUUUUUCUGAUUGCCUAAGCUCUCCUUUUAUCUCUCUCUUUGUGGAGACCUUGAUGUAGUGUGUGCGUGUUGUGUCGUAAGUGUAGGAGUGAUCAGCCAUUCGCAGGGUAGAAGAAGGCAGGGCUACCCUGGAAACUCAGAGACACAGGGAGAGGGAUGUCUCAUCACUGCUUUUAACCUUGAACAAUGGACACUUAUAGACUCCUAUUGGUGUGGUGUACUAGGAAAUGAAUGGACACCUAACUUGGUACCUUAUAGACAUGACAAUAGUCACUGAGUGGACACCUCUUUGGGUCGAUAUAGCCAUGUAUUAUAACUAGCUAGUGGAUGGACAUUUCCAAGACCUAGGCCUUCUUCUUAUGGCUCUGUGUAUGAUAGCUACAGGGUGGAAACCUUUUUACUGUUUAUAAUGGCUGUCGUUUUAUGUAGGGGCCAUUGAACAGUGGCUCAGUCCAGGAACAGAAGAGGUUCCCAGGCUCCCCUCUUCUUUUUCUGCCUUUUUUUAAAAUUACUUUUCUGGAUGGGAGACAAAAAAAACAAUCAACUUUAAUACUGCUUCAUAAACUGCCAUUAGAAAUUAAACAAGAAAAAUUCAGGAGAGUAGCCAUGUUGAAUUAUCUCAGAGUAAUUUACAUUUUGAUUCAGUCAAUUCAGAAAGUAAAAGAUGACUGAAUUGAAAAAGCAGCGUUCUCCUGUGUCACGUGACUUGAAGUACUGAUGUUUUUAGUGGUGUCCUAUAUCAUGCUCUUAACGGGCAAAGCUGUAACAUAUUUCAAACCCUUUCAGUGCUGUGUUACACUGGCUUAGAGCCAUACUUUUACUUGUACUGUGUGUGUGUGUAUGUUGGACUUGGCUUUUCCAGCCAGUUGAUUGCUAGGUUCAACCACAUCUUUAAAAGGCAAUGCUUAGAAGUGUGUGUAGCUUCUUUAUUUCUGUGUGUGUGUGUGUGUGAGAGAGAGAGAGAGAGAGAGACUGUAGGAAGCUGUCUCAGUCAGUGUCUGUAAAAGGCAGACCCAGGCAGGUCAUAAUGUCUGUCUGUAGUCAGGCACUUUAAGCCAGUCUGUGUUGUUUUAAUGGCCCUCUGAUUUAAUUAGCCUUUUUUCUCUAAGCCAUUACCGGGUGUGCCACAGUGCUAUGCAGAGCUGUGCCUGUGUGUUUUCUGACCUGCUCAUUUCCUUCUUUGCCUAAUAGCAGGUCCAUAUGUUUUUAUAGGAAUUCAGUGUACUGUAUGUAGUCUGAGUUUGUGUGUGAAUAAGUUGUGUGUGCGUUAAUAACCUGCUUUUGGCAGGUAUGAGGGGAACAGACAGCAGAGAGGGAGAAAGAGAGGAGUGGGAGAGAGAAAGAAAGGAGAGUGGGAGAGAGAGAGAAAGAGAGGAGAGUGGGAGAGAAAGAGGAGAGAGAGUAGAGAAAGAGAGGAGUGGGAGAGAGAGAAAGAGAGGAGAGUGGGAGAGAAAGGAGAGAGUAGAGAAAGGAGUGGGAGAGAGAAAGAGAGGAGUGGGAGAGAGAAAGAGAGGAGUGGGAGAGAGGAGAGUGGGAGAGAAAGAGAGGAGAGUGGGAGAGAGAAAGAGAGGAGAGUGGGAGAGCGAGAAAGAGAGGGACAGAGAGAAAAACAGCUCCAGCUGCUAGCACAGUCUGUGUUUAUUAAUUUGGCGUUCCAUUUUGAUGUCUUUUUUUCCCUGUCUCUGUGUGCACACGUGCGUGCGUGCAUUUAGCGGAGGUCUCUUAUGGUAUGCUCCAGGUCUGUUACCAUAUAAUAUUGUGAUGAUAGUCAGCACAGAUACCUCAUUACCUCUGCAUGACAUCUCUCUGUCUCCUCUUAGAAGUGUUCCCUUUUAGUAUUGCAUGUACACUGAGUAUAACAGACAUUAGGACCCCCCCCCCCCCUCAGAACAGGACUCUACAAGGUGUUGAAAGCGUUCCACAGGGAUAAUGGCCCAUGUUGACUCCAAUGCUUCCCACAGUUGUGGCAAAUUGGCUGGAUGUUUUGGGUAGUGGACCAUUCUUGAUACACAUGUUUUUUGACACAAUAAAACUUGUGUGCCUGGCACCUACUACCAUAAUCAGUUCAAAGACACUUAAAUAUUUUGGUUUUGCCCAUUCACCCUCUGAAUGGCACACAUACACAAUCCAUGUCUCAACUGUAGCAAAGCUUAAAACUCCUGUCUCCUCCCCUUCAUCUACACUGAUUGAAAGAGCAGUGUUUUGUACACUCUGUGUAUAGCGUUGAUGUUACAGGUUUUAAAGCAAGCCCUGGUUAAAGGGGAGAAUGAUAAUCAGCAGUGGAAUUGGCCUCAAGGGCCAGAGUGCUUUUAGUUUUGCUAGAACCAGUGACCUGACCAGAGGUUGAAGGGUUAAGGGCUUUCCCAUCUACAGUAACAAUCAAAAGUUUAGACACACCUACUCAUUCAAGGGUUUUUCUUUAUUUUUUAUAAUAGUGACGACAUCACAACUAUGAAAUAACACAUAUGGUAUCAUGUAGUAACCAAAAAAGUGUUAAACAAAUCAACAUUUAUUUUAUAUUUGAGAUUCUUUACUGUAGCCACCCUUUGCCUUUAAUAACAGCUUUGCACACUCUUGGCAUUCUCUCAACUAGCUUCAUGAGGUAGUCACCUGGAAUGCAUUUCAAUUAACAGGUGUGCCUUGUUAAAAGUUAAGAAGGAAAUAAAUUCCACAAAUGAAUCAGUUGUGUUGUGACAAGGUAGGGGUGGUAUACAGAAGAUAGCCCUAUUUGGUAAAAGACCAAGUCCAUAUUAUGGACUCAAAUAAGCUCAAAUAAGCAAAGAGAAAUGACAGUCCAUCAUUACAUUAAGACAUGAAAGGUCAGUCAAUCCAGAAAAUUACAAGAACUUUGAAAGUGUCUUCAAGUACAGUCGCAAAAACCAUCAAGCGCUAUGAUUGAACUGACUCUCAUGAGGACGGCCACAGGAAAGGAAGACCCAGAGUUACAUCUGCUGCAGCAGAUAAGUUCAUUAGAGUUACCAGCCUCAGACUGCAGCCCAAAUAAAUGCUUCAGAGUUCAAGUAACAGACACAUCAACAUCAACUGUUCAGAGGAGACUGUGUGAAUCAAGCCUUCAUGGUCAAAUCGCUGCAAAGAAACCACUACUAAAGGACACCAAAAAGAAGAAGAGACUUGUUUGGGCCAAGAAACACGAGCAAUGGACCUUAGACCGGUGGAAAUCUGUCCUUUGGUCUGAUUAGUCCAAAUUUGAGAAUUUUGUUUUCAACCGCUGUGUCUUUGUGAGGCGCAGAAUAGGUGAACGGAUGAUCUCCGCAAGUGUGGUUCCCACAGUGAAGCAUGGAGGAGAUGUGAUGGUGUGGGGGUGCUUUGCUGAUGUCACUGAUUUAUUUAAAAUUCAAGGAACACUUAACCAGCAUGGCUACCACAGUAUUCUGCAGCGAUAAGCCAUCCCAUCUGGUUUGCGCUUAGUGGGACUAUCAUUUGUUUUUCAACAGGACAAUAAGCCAACACACCUCCAGGCUGUGUACAGGAUAUUUGACCAAGAAGGAGAGUGAUGGAGUGCUGCAUCAGUUGACCUGGCCUCCACAAUCACCCGACCUCAACCCAAUUGGGAUGGUUUGGGAUGAGUUGGACCGCAGAGUGAAGGAAAAGCAGCCAACAAGUGCUCAGCAUAUGUGGGAACUCCUUCAAGACUGUUGGAAAAGCAUUCCAGGUGAAGCUGGUUGAGAUAAUGCCAAGAGUGUGCAAAGCUGUUAUCAAGGCAAAGGGUGGCUACUUUGAAGAAUCUAAAUAUAUACAUAUAAAUAUAUUUCUCAUUUUGUCUGUCAUAGUUGAAGUGUACCUAUGAUGAAAAUUACAGGCCUCAUCUUUUUAAGUGGAAGAACUUGCACAAUUGGUGGCUGACUAAAUACUUUUUUGCCCCACUGUAUUUUGAUUAGUUUAACACUAUUUUGGUUACUACAUGAUUCCUUAUGCAUUAUUUGAUAAUUAUUCUACAAUGUAGAAAACAGUAAAAAAAAAAAAACAUUGAGUAGGUGUGUCCAAACUUUCGACUGGUACUGUAUAUCGGUUGUGCCCAUCUUUGCAUGUUGACAUCUAGGUGUAUUGUUAUAUUCAUUGGAAACAAGGUACACGGUCAGUGUUGUAGGAGAAUCAGCUAGUUUGAUGUGUCUGUAGGCUGCGUUGACACAACAAUGUUGGUACUACACUGGGUGAGCACGAAGAGUGAGCCUGUGCCUAGGGUACUGAACCGUGUGAGUGUGUGUGUGUGAGAGAGAGAGCUUUGCAAUACUGAAGUGUUUACGACUGAACAGAAUAUUUUAAAGGCUUUACAGUCAUGGCCAAAAGUUUUGAGAAUGACAAAAAUGAAUUUCCACAAAGUUUGCUGCUUCAGUGUCUUCAGAUAUUUUUGUCAGAUGUUACUAUGGAAUACUGAAGUAUAAUUACAGUGUGUCAACCUUUUCUUGACAAUUACAUUAAGUUGAUGCAAAGAGUCAAUAUUUGCAGUGUUGACCCUUCUUUUUCAAGACCUCUGCAUUCCGCCCUGGCAUGCUGUCAAUUAACUUCUGGGACAUCCUGACUGAUGGCAGCCCAUUCUUGCAUAAUCAAUGCUUAGAGUUUGUCAGAAUUUGUGGGUUUUUGUUUGUCCACCCACCUCUUGAGGAUUGACCACAAGUUCUCAAUGGGAUUAAGGUCUGGGGAGUUUCCUGGCCAUGGACCCAAAAUAUCGAUGUUUUGUUCCCCGAGCCACUUAGUUAUCGCUUUUGACUUAUGGCAAGGUGCUCCAUCAUGCUGGAAAAGGCAUUGUUCGUCACCAAAUUGUUCCUGGAUGGUUGGGAGAAGUUGCUGUCGGAGGAUGUGUUGAUACCAUUCUUUAUUCAUGCCUGUGUUCUUAGGCAAAACUGUGAGUGAUCCCACUCCCUUGGCUGAGAAGCAACCCCAAACAUGAAUGGUCUCAGGAUGCUUUACUGUUGGCAUGACACAGGACUGAUGGUAAGCGCCCACCUUGUCUUCUCCGGACAAGCUUUUUUCCGGAUGCCCCAAACAAUUGGAAAGGGGAUUCAGAGAAAAUGACUUUACCCCAGUCCUCAGCGGUCCAAUCCCUGUACCUUUUGCAGAAUAUCAGUCUGUCCCUGAUGUUUUUCCUGGAGAGAAGUGGCUUCUUUGCUGCCCUUCUUGACACCAGGCCAUCCUCCAAAAGUCUUCGCCUCACUGUGUGUGCAAAUGCACUCACACCUGCCUGCUGCCAUUCCUGAGCAAGCUCUGUACGGGUGGUGCCCCGAUCCAGCAGCUGAAUCAACUAUGAGACAGUCCUGGCGCUUGCUGGACUUUCUUGGGCGCCCUGAAGCCUUCUUCACAACAAUUGAACCACUCUCCUUGAAGUUAUUGAUGAUCCGAUAAAUGUUUGAUUUAGGUGCAAUCUUACUGGCAGCAAUAUCCUUGCCUGUGAAGCCCUUUUUGUGCAAAGCAAUGAUGACGGCACGUGUUUCCUUGCAGGUAACCAUGGUUGACAGAGGAAGAACAAUGAUUCCAAUCACCACCCUCCUUUUGAAGCUUCCAGUCUGUUAUUCGAACUCGAUCAGCAUGACAGAGUGAUCUUCAGCCUUGUCCUCGUCAACACUCACACCUGUGUUAACAAGAGAAUCACUGACAUGAUGUCAGCUGGUCCUUUUGUGGCAGGGUUAAAAUGCAGUCGAAAUGUUUUUGGGGGAUUCAGUUCAUUUGCAUGGCAAAGAGGGACUUUGCAAUUCAUCUGAUCACUCUUCAUAACAUUCAGGAGUAUAUGCAAAUUUCCAUCAUACAAACUGAGGCAGCAGACUUUGUGAAAAUUAAUAUUUGUGUCAUUCAAAACUUUUGGCCAUGACUGUAGACCCAGAUUGGGUGUGCUAUUUGCUUUCUACUGUUUUUUUUGUGUUUUUUUUAAGUAUGUGGAUUCUUUCUGACAUGAAAUCUCUACCGUAGAUUUUGCAAUAUUUUAUAUUACAACUACGUUGAUAUUGCUUUACUGUGAAUAAGCUAUUUCUAGAUGCAAUCGAAUUUUAGCAUGCAUAUUUACUGCUGUAAUAUACAAAUAUGUUUUCAACAAUUAAUAUUGCGUUUGACACUUUGGAAUUUGACACAGAAGGCAAAAAAAUACAUUUUAGAUUUUAUUUAUUUUAAUUGUGUAUUUAUGUAAAUGUUUCCGAGAGUCAUUAUUUCUUUGUCUUAUUCCUCUGAAAAAUGUAUUUGUUUUCUCUUCUUUAUGAGCAGAAAGAAUGGUCUUUUACAUUCCAGAAUAAACAUGGACUGUAAACUGAAAAACUAUUCUGUGUUGUCUUCUUCUUGCAUUGACUAUCUCAUCCACACAUUGUCUGUCCAGCACCUUCUUUACAUAUGUUCUCAAUAUCACAUUUUCCCUUUUCAACUGUGUUUGCCUACGGUAAAGAUACCUGUAAGUCAGUGGAGGCUGGUGGGAGGAGCUAUAGGAGGAUGGGCUCAUUGUAAUGGCCGCAAUGGAAUUAAUGGUACGGAGUCAAACGUGGUUUCCAGAUCUUUGUGUUUGAUACCGUUCCAUUUACUCCAUUCCAGCCAUUACAAUGUGCCCGUCCUCCUAUAGCUCCUCCCACCAGCCUCCACUGCUGUACGUGCUGUAGACAUUACUGGCAUAUGCAUUUCAUGAGCUAUACAACGAUGUCUGUUCCGCUAAUUAUUUUUCUGUGGUUUACCCUUUUAGACGGUCUCAAAUAACGCCCUUUUUAAGGAUCUGUUCUUCAUCUCCUUCCUUCACACCCCCAAUAUUGUAUAUUCAAAUAAAGACAUGAAAUAUUGGACAUACACAUUAUGGCUGUACUUAAGAAGCGGUUUUGAAAUACAAGCGGUUUACAGUAAAGUUUAUGUAAAGCUAUACUGCCCUCCAUUGUCCAUCACAAGUACUACUUUCCCAUCCUCCUCCCUUCAAUGUAAACAGUAUCCUUCAUCCCAAUCCAACCCACUGCUAACAGUAUACUAUAUCCCAUACAUCUUUGCUCAUUGGGUAUUUAUUAUUACUUGUUUUACCUUUCUAUUAUUUUACUCGCUGCAUUGUCGGGAAGGGCCCGAAUGUAAGCAUUUCACUGUUAGUCUACACCUGUUGUUUAUGAACAAUGUGCAGAAUAAAAUGUGAUUUGAUAUUUCACCAGUAUCCUAUAUCCUACACAUCUGUCACCACUUACAGGGAGGUGGCCUCAUGCAGUCAGUCCAUGGUUAGAAUCCUGUUCACUAACAUGUCGUUGGCUUUGUCACUGUGACAUCUUCACAGUGGCCGUAGCAAUCCUUUUCCAGAGUCCAUCUUGCACAGGUCCAAUCAAGGGCCUCUCUCCCGCUUUUUCUUCAACCCUUUUCUCCAUUUGAGAACUGAUUAUAAGGAUACAGGUCCACACAUACAUGGCAGAGCUGAUACAUUGUGAUAAAAGGUGAAAAGGUCAGACUGAGUGGUGGGCCCCAGGUGACAGAGGUGGACACAGCUCAGUGUCACAUUCAGCAAGGGGUCAAAGCUACAUGUUCGCACAUGUUUCAUUCCAUAUGCUAUGUAUGUAUUCAUGCUUCUACACCUGCAUUGCUUGCAGUUUGGGGUUUUAGGCCGGGUUUCUGUACAGCACUUUGAGAUAUCAGCUGAUGUAAGAAGGGCUAUAUAAAUACAUUUGAUUUGAUGAUAUUCAUCCUUAUAGUUGAUAUCUCUAGUAUAAUAUC
This is a messenger RNA of Oncorhynchus nerka (sockeye salmon), 10693 nucleotides long. It is a transcript of the gene raver2, whose product is annotated as ribonucleoprotein, PTB-binding 2. The transcript is spliced from 15 exons. Gene Ontology annotation, molecular function: mRNA binding. NCBI's taxonomy places the organism in Eukaryota, Metazoa, Chordata, Actinopteri, Salmoniformes, Salmonidae. Gene Ontology annotation, cellular component: nucleus. The record is from RefSeq and is a predicted model, not a curated record. Bases 61 to 2598 code for a protein of 845 amino acids.